Castor canadensis (American beaver) is the source of this 1696-nucleotide messenger RNA. It is a transcript of the gene Slc45a2, whose product is annotated as solute carrier family 45 member 2. Lineage: Eukaryota; Metazoa; Chordata; Mammalia; Rodentia; Castoridae. Gene Ontology annotation, cellular component: membrane. Gene Ontology annotation, biological process: transmembrane transport. Gene Ontology annotation, molecular function: sucrose:proton symporter activity. The record is from RefSeq and is a predicted model, not a curated record.
CUUCAUGUCAAAUCCAGUUUGGAGUACAAACCAGAGGACCACGCAGAAAGGCUCCUGACCCCAUGGCCAUGGGUGGCAAUGGUGGGCAGGCUGGCGCCCAUACCUAUCAAUCCUUAGCUGAAGAUUGUCCCUUUGGCUCUGUGGAGCCACCCAAAAGACCCACAGGGAGACUCGUCAUGCAUAGCAUAGCCAUGUUCGGCCGAGAGUUUUGCUAUGCAGUGGAGGCAUCUUAUGUGACCCCGGUCCUGCUCAGUGUGGGCCUACCCAAGAGCCUGUACAGCAUGGUUUGGCUCCUCAGCCCUGUGCUGGGGUUCCUGCUGCAACCCGUGGUAGGAUCAGCCAGUGACUACUGCCAGUCCAGGUGGGGCCGCCGGAGACCCUACAUCCUCACUCUGAGCAUCAUGAUGCUCGUGGGGAUGGCCCUGUACCUCAAUGGAGAUGCUGUUGUAUCAGCUUUGAUUGCUAACCCAAGGAUGAAGCUGGUUUGGGCCAUAAGCAUCACCAUGAUAGGUGUGGUUCUCUUUGAUUUUGCUGCUGACUUUGUUGAUGGGCCCAUCAAGGCUUACUUAUUUGAUGUCUGCUCCCAUCAGGACAAGGAGAAGGGUCUCCACUACCAUGCCCUCUUCACAGGUUUUGGAGGUGCUCUGGGUUACCUUUUGGGUGCCAUAGACUGGGCCCACCUGGAACUGGGAAGAGUGAUGGGCACAGAAUUCCAGGUCAUGUUUUUCUUCUCUGCCUUGGUGCUCACUUUGUGUCUUAUUAUUCAUCUGUUCAGUAUUCCUGAAACCCCACUUACAGAUGGUGCAAAAGACAUUGCCCCACAGCAAGCCCCUGGGGACCCUCAGUUGUCAUCAGAUGGAUUGCAUGAGUACGGUUCUAUUGAGAAAGUUAAAAACGGUUAUGCAAACCCAGAGCUGGCAAUGCAGGGAGGAAAAAACAAAAAAUCUGCUAAACAGACUCCUCAGAGGGCAGUGACCAUUAAGUCACUCCUGAGGGCACUGGUGAACAUGCCUUCCUAUUACCGCUGCCUUUGCAUCAGCCACCUCUUUGGAUGGACUGCCUUCCUUUCCAACAUGCUUUUCUUCACAGAUUUCAUGGGCCAGAUUGUGUACCAUGGAGAUCCCUAUAGUGCGCACAACUCCACUGAGUUUCUGAUCUACCAAAGUGGAGUCGAGGUUGGAUGCUGGGGCUUGUUCAUCAAUUCUGUGUUUUCUUCACUUUAUUCUUACUUUCAGAAAGCUUUGGUUUCCUACAUUGGAUUAAAGGGUCUUUACUUCGUGGGAUAUUUUCUGUUUGGUCUGGGUACGGGAUUCAUAGGACUCUUCCCAAAUGUCUACUCAACCCUGGUCCUGUGUGCCUCAUUUGGUGUAAUGUCCAGCACUCUGUACACUGUGCCCUUUAACCUCAUCGCUGAGUACCACCGUGAGGAGGAGAAAGAGAGGCUGCAGUCCCCAGGAGGGGACCCAGGAAGCAGUGGGCGAGGGAAGGGCAUAGACUGUGCUGCUCUCACAUGCAUGGUGCAGCUGGCUCAGAUCCUGGUUGGAGGUGGCCUGGGCUUUCUGGUCAACACAGCCGGGAGUGUCGUCGUUGUGGUGAUCACGGCCUCUACGGUGGCAUUGAUUGGCUGUUGCUUCGUGGCUCUCUUCGUUAGAUAUGUGGAUUAGCUCAAUAAAGUGAUAUUAACCAAACUUCAGAA